Messenger RNA from Nematolebias whitei (Rio pearlfish), 1587 nucleotides. RefSeq names its product prolylcarboxypeptidase (angiotensinase C). Gene Ontology annotation, molecular function: dipeptidyl-peptidase activity; serine-type exopeptidase activity. Gene Ontology annotation, biological process: regulation of blood vessel endothelial cell migration; angiogenesis involved in wound healing; negative regulation of systemic arterial blood pressure. The record is from RefSeq and is a predicted model, not a curated record. NCBI's taxonomy places the organism in Eukaryota, Metazoa, Chordata, Actinopteri, Cyprinodontiformes, Rivulidae. Bases 1 to 1563 code for a protein of 520 amino acids. The transcript has 9 exons.
AUGGCUGACAUGAAGAAGACGCGGUGUUUGGGCAGAGUUGCAGCUGCCUGCAUGUUCAUCUUGACUUUUGCUUGUUUGCACGUGACUUGCCUAAAGCCGCAACUUUUCACCAGACUGGGAGAGCUGCGUUACUCCACGGAGCCACCUAUAAGCUAUAAAACAUUGUACUUUGACCAAAAGAUUGAUCAUUUUGGAUUCCUCCAAGACGCCACCUUCAAACAGAGAUACCUUGUAGCUGACAAACACUGGCAUCAGCCCGAUGGACCCAUUUUGUUCUACACCGGCAAUGAAGGCGACAUCACCUGGUUCUGCAACAACACUGGCUUCAUGUGGGAGGUUGCAGAGCCGUUGGGUGCCAUGCUGGUUUUUGCUGAACAUCGCUACUAUGGAGAGUCUUUGCCAUUUGGGAAAGACUCUUACAGCGACAGUAAACACCUGAACUACCUGACUUCAGAGCAGGCUCUUGCAGAUUUUGCAGUUUUGAUCCAAAGCCUGAAAAGUACAUUACCCAAGGCUCAGAACAGUCCUGUCAUCACCAUUGGAGGUUCCUAUGGAGGGAUGCUCUCUGCCUGGUUCAGGAUGAAAUACCCCAAUGUAGUCAUUGGAGCUUUGGCAUCUUCUGCACCAAUAUGGCAGUUUCCUGGUAUGGUGCCCUGCGGAGAUUUCUACAAAAUAGUAACUCAAGAUUUUGCCAAAAGUGGCUAUAACUGUGAUGCAAACGUCAGACGAUCAUGGAAGGCUAUUAAUAAUGUCUCCUCCACUGCUUCUGGUCUUCAGUGGCUGUCAGAAGAGUUCAGUUUAUGCUCCCCUCUUAAAAACAAGAAUGAUGUCAUCAGCUUCAAGAGCUGGCUCCAGGAGACCUGGGUGAACCUGGCCAUGGUGGACUACCCAUAUGAAGCCAGUUUCCUCCAGCCGCUGCCUCGCUGGCCGAUCCAGGUGGUGUGCAAGAGUCUCGCCUUUGAUUCCACCGUGUCUGACCAGCACCUGCUGCACGGUGUCUCCCAAGCAGCAAAGGUCUAUUAUAACUACACAGGAAGCUCCCCCUGCCUCAACACGUCUCAGACAGCGACCAGCAGCCUCGGUGAACUCGGCUGGAUGUACCAGGCCUGCACAGAAAUGGUGAUGCCCAUGUGCACAGAUGGGGUGCAGGACAUGUUUGAACCCGAGGAGUGGAACUUCCAGGCUUUCUCUGAUGAGUGUAACGCCAUGUUUGGGAUCAGGCCACGGGCUGACUGGGCCGGCACGGUCUACGGUGGAAAGAAGAUUGCCUCUCAUAGCAACAUCAUCUUCAGUAACGGUGGACUGGACCCGUGGUCAUCUGGUGGAGUGACUCAGAACGUUACACAAUCUGUGGUUUCCAUCUUGAUUCCUGAAGGAGCUCAUCACCUGGAUCUCCGAUACAGCAACAACCUGGACCCCCCCUCAGUCCGAGCUGCCCGAGCAUUAGAGCUGAAGUAUUUUCAGAAGUGGAUCAAACAAUAUCAAAAGGCAACUGGAAGAGAAACAGUCUCCAAAAAACAGCAGAAAGUCUCCCUGACCCGGAUGUUUAUGUCUGAGAUUUAGCUUUAGUUAGUACGCUAUGGACUU